Linum tenue is the source of this 519-nucleotide messenger RNA. The record is from the annotation of a GenBank genome assembly. NCBI's taxonomy places the organism in Eukaryota, Viridiplantae, Streptophyta, Magnoliopsida, Malpighiales, Linaceae.
AUAGCCUCUCUCUCGAUACUAAUAACUAUGAUCACAACCAUCUUCUUCGCCGCCUGGUUUCUCGUAAGCCACGCCGACGAUCGAAGAGGCCGGCUGUGCGUUCCUGCCGGGCAAAGCGGCUAUCUCAACUACGCAUGGAACGAAACGAGGCUCCCGACGUCGAACGUGCAGGCCGGAGUGCUGAUCUACCUCCAGGACAAGCUGCGCGGCCAGAUGAAACACGGUUACAUGGAUGUGUGCGCAAUGGGGACAUUCGACGACAGCGGCAGCGGCGGCCGGGGUGACGCCCAAGUGGGAACGGAGAUCUUCGUCUUCGCGGCUUGCAGGAGCGACCUCGGAGCUGAAGGGUGCCAGAACUGCGUCGGGAACGCCACCGUCAUCAUACGUGCGAGCUGUCCCGACGCGGUCGGGGCUCAGGGCGCGUCGGCGGAUUGUUGUCUUCGAUCUCGGAGCAUCAAUUUGCUAGACAAGUACCAAUGACGUGCAGUAGUGAAGGUCUUCGUCAAAAGAUCAGCAACC